Messenger RNA from Ipomoea nil (Japanese morning glory), 848 nucleotides. Its product is annotated as protein LIGHT-DEPENDENT SHORT HYPOCOTYLS 10-like. The record is from RefSeq and is a predicted model, not a curated record. The transcript is spliced from 3 exons. Gene Ontology annotation, cellular component: nucleus. NCBI's taxonomy places the organism in Eukaryota, Viridiplantae, Streptophyta, Magnoliopsida, Solanales, Convolvulaceae. Gene Ontology annotation, biological process: mRNA transcription; response to light stimulus. The coding region runs from base 108 to 749 and encodes 213 amino acids.
UUCUUUCACCUCAGCUCCUCCAUUAUUCAUCAUAUUAAAAUCUCCAUUAAAACUCUCUCUUCUCUGCAGCUAGCUAGCUAGCUCUUCGCCUCUUCUUAAUUCCACCCAUGAUGACGUCCAGCAGUACGGAUGAGAGAAGAGAGUACGGCGAAGGGUCGUCGUCGAGAUUAGCCGCCACGAUGGCAACUCCUCCUCCUCCUCAGCCGCUGCAGCAAGUGGCCGGCGGCGGCGUUCAUCAUCAUCAGCUGAGCCGGUACGAGUCGCAGAAGCGGCGCGACUGGAACACGUUCGGGCAGUACCUGAAGAAUCAACGGCCUGCGGUGGCGCUGUCGCAGUGCCACUACUCCCACGUCCUGAAUUUCCUUAAAUACCUCGACCAGUUCGGGAAGACUAAGGUCCAUUCCCACGCUUGCUUGUUCUUCGGCCAACCCGACCCCGCCGGCCCCUGCACCUGCCCUCUCCGCCAAGCCUGGGGAAGCCUCGAUGCCCUUAUCGGCCGCCUCCGUGCCGCCUACGAGGAGAACGGCGGCUUGCCGGAGACCAACCCCUUCGCCAUCGCCUCCAUUCGCGUUUAUCUCAGGGAUGUCAGAGAUUCUCAGGCUAAGGCAAGAGGAAUCCCAUACAAGAAGAAGAAGAAGAAUAAGAUAAUAAACACAAAAAAAUUUAUUAAUAAUACUAAUAAUGUUCUCAAGGCUAAUGAUGAAGAACCUACUGCUACCCCUAGCUUUCAGAUGCAAUCGGCUUCUUGAAUAUUUGCAAGGAGAAAAUGCUGUGUCCAGAUUAUGGUUCAUUCUGAAGAUUCAUCAGAUAACUCCAAGAAUCAACUGUGUUGGUCCACUAUAUUGAAA